AUGGAGCUACUCGACCUACCGGAUGACAUGCUCUCAGAGAUUUCUGAAAAACUUGACCUUCGUGGAGUCUCAAACUUCCGAAAAGUGCAUCCCCGUCUUCGCAAACUCCCAACCAUCACCAAUAACUUCUUGGAAAUCUCAAUUAUAAAGGAAGAUGACUCGAUUUCCGUGAAUUUUGAGUCAGAUUGGGAACGCCAAGGGAUAUUAUACAAAAAAACUGGAGAUGGUUGUUUGGUUAACCAGAAGACGCUCGUUGGCGAGGAUUUUCUGGAGAUUGCUCUCCAGGAUUUUGCAAUAAGUCUACGUUAUCAAAAAGGCAAAUUGAGAGAGUUCGUAGUGGAGGACGAUGAUAAUAAUGAAGUCGUUAAAAAAGUCUCCACUAUUCUGAAGUCACGAGUCAAGCCACUGGCCACAAAGAAUUUCGUGUUGCGAGUACCCAACUCAAAUGAGGUAUCCAACUUCCUCCCGUACUUGGAUGCAACCUCUCUUAGGGAUAUUUGCCUGAACUGCAAAGAAAGGGACAUCCCACUUCGAUUCGAGGAAUUUGAGCAUUUGGAGCAAUGGAAGACCGCGGAACACUUUUGUUGUACGGUCUAUCUUGGGGAUUCCGAAGUUCUCUCACGUUUGAUUCAUUUGGAUACUGUAGACGUUCAUGUGCACAAUCUUUAUAUGAAGGACCUACUCCCUCUAAGAGAUGUCAUUCUCAACGAUGUCUCCAAAUUCAGCAUCUUCACUGUAAACUAUACAAAUUUCGCUGAAGAAGAGGAGUUUGUAAACUUGGUAAAAAUGGAGAAGGAUAAAUGGCCUACUGUAUGUUUCACACACCGAGAGAGAUUGGAGACGACUGAACCUUCCCCACAGAAAUUUCAGGCUGUUUCAUUACAGCAAGAUCUUCUUUAA
Molecule: messenger RNA, 900 nt
Organism: Caenorhabditis remanei
Lineage: Eukaryota; Metazoa; Nematoda; Chromadorea; Rhabditida; Rhabditidae
Exons: 3
Coding region: 1-900 (299 amino acids)
Biological process (GO): innate immune response
Molecular function (GO): protein binding
Source: RefSeq, a predicted model, not a curated record